AUGUCGCGCAUCAAGGCCAUCCGCAUUUCCUGCAGCGGCGAGAUCGCCAAGAGCGCAAAGGUCCGAGAGUUCUCCACGUACAACCUGCUCGACACCCACGACGUCUUCACUAAAGCCGAGAACAGCCUGUUCUCCAGUUGCAUUGGCAUUCCUCUGCUCGUUCUCAAGAUGCGGCCGUCAAUGCUUCGAUACGAGCCAUUGCCUCGCACCGGCCGCGCGAGGACCCUACACGGAUACAGCUACAAGGAGACGGACGAUUUCUAUCCGAACCCGAGUGCCAGCACGCUCAUGGGUGGCAACGCAGACAGCCAGACACAGUAUUCGGAUAGCGUGGGCAGCGUUUUGAUUGCCCGUGCUGACAAGAAGGCACUCGAGAUGAACCAUCUUCACGUCAUCCUCCGUCUGCUGGCUGAGGCCACCGAGAAAGCGAGCGCCGGUCAGAUGGACGAGGCCGUGGACAUGCUCACACCGGCGUACUUCAGGGACUACUAUCCGCCAAACGCUCUGUUCUUCAAGGGUCAACUCGCGGAUGGAGAAUGGUCUGAUCGCAGCCCGUGGGAUGACGAUCAGCAAACUACCGCCGAGCAUGCUGAAGACAGAGUUCAGGCUGGUGGUGACGAGGACGAUGAAGUGUUGUAG
This is a messenger RNA of Zasmidium cellare ATCC 36951, 639 nucleotides long. RefSeq lists its product as uncharacterized. The record is from RefSeq and is a predicted model, not a curated record. The transcript has a single exon. Lineage: Eukaryota; Fungi; Ascomycota; Dothideomycetes; Mycosphaerellales; Mycosphaerellaceae. The coding region runs from base 1 to 639 and encodes 212 amino acids.